Guillardia theta CCMP2712 is the source of this 5754-nucleotide messenger RNA. RefSeq lists its product as hypothetical. Bases 1 to 5754 code for a protein of 1917 amino acids. NCBI's taxonomy places the organism in Eukaryota, Cryptophyceae, Pyrenomonadales, Geminigeraceae. The transcript is spliced from 15 exons. The record is from RefSeq and is a predicted model, not a curated record.
AUGACGAACAGUUGUACGAAAGACGGCAAAAAUACUGCAAUAUAUCACCAAGAGACUGAAGAUCUCCAUAUCUUGAAUACAAUCAAGCGCGUGAAAAGAUAUGGGCGACAGCAAAUUCUAUUUCCAGCUGACAAGAAAUGUUCGAUCCAACCAAGCAAUCUGAAAGAAUGCGAUGUCAAAUCUGAAUUCAUGCCAAACCAAGAGCAAGAGUCUGGACGAAAUCUGCUUGCAGAGAAAUUUCAGGAGGACAUUCACGAUCCGAUAAAUGUCGAUCAUCAGGAACGAAAAUGGGAGGAUGAUGAGUCAGUCAAAAACAGCUGGACAUCGACGGACAGCUCAUCCAGCCAGCAAAUCUUUCUGGUUGAAACUUCGACAGUCCUUUCAUGUGCUGACGAGCUCCAAUAUCAAACUCAAUCCAAUACAUCAUCAAAAGCUGUGCAGAAGCUAGAAGUAAAGGCUGGCGACGGGAACCUUGGUGCUGCUACAGGCUCCAAGUGUGAUUACAGAUCCGAUUCUCAAAAUGAGGCUGAAGUUAAAGGAGAAGCAAAAUCCAAGACUGACAGUUGUGCUACGAUGUACUCCACACGUGUGGAUACACCUGACCCUGAGUAUGACAGAGCGGCUUCUGAAGAGCCUAAGCAAAACUCAGAAUCUGAAAAGAGUGAUCUGGCUCAAACCAGCUCCAGUAUUGAUCAUGGCGAGCAUGGAUCCCAAAACAAAGCUCGCAUUCCAGUGAAGGAAAAUGGACAAGUAUCUAGGACGAAGGCAGAUUGCGAAUUGGGGUUAAGCACGACUUGCAGAGACGGAGUAUGGUCCGAAAAGUUUUGUGCGCGUGACGAUGAUAACGACGGAGAGAACAAAGCAAAGAGACAGCCGGAACAUCAGGACAAGGGUAGCUGGAAUGCCAAGGGUGUUGAUGAUUGGAGGGUUCAACCACACUUUCAGAGUGAGCAAGAGGCCCAAAACAACAGAAAGCGCGUAAGUCCUGCUCAGGUUGAACCCAAGAGGAAGACAAAACAGCACUGUUCAGUUUGGUCAGGCUUUGUGAAUUUUAUCAAAGCAAAGAACAAGAUGACUGAGGAAAAUAGUAGCCAAUGGCUAACUGAUGCUAGCAGCGGAAAUGAAGACCAAAAAUACAACUCUUGCUGUGCUUCCAGCAAAAUUAAUGAGCAAACCCCUGACUCUAGAUACGAGCCAGAAACUGAGUGUACGACUGGCAGCAACAGCCGUGAAAUGACAGGCUUGUCGCGUCAACAAGGCGCCGAGCCUAAGGCUAGGCCAGAGGCUGAGGAUGGCAAAGCGCAGGAGGAAGGGCUGGUCAGACGAGAAGCAGAGGCCGAUGAGGAGGCUGACAGGGCCGAGUCAAGCUUUGUCUGCAUCGGAAAGCUCGAGGACGAGGCUGAGAGGGCUAAGGGAGCUAAGGAGGAUGACAGCCAGAGGCAAGGAGACCCACAAGCUUGCAAGGAGUACGCUCACGACAAGGCUGACGACGGAAGCGAGGCACCUGGGGGGGUCGGCGAGUCUGAGGCUAGGCCAGAGGCUGAGGAUGGCAAAGCGCAGGAGGAAGGGCUGGUCAGACGAGAAGCAGAGGCCGACGAGGAGGCUGACAGGGCCGAGUCAAGCUUUGUCUGCAUCGGAAAGCUCGAGGACGAGGCUGAGAGGGCUAAGGGAGCUAAGGAGGAUGACAGCCAGAGGCAAGGAGACCCACAAGCUUGCAAGGAGUACGCUCACGACAAGGCUGACGACGGAAGCGAGGCACCUGGGGGGGUCGGCGAGUCUGAGGCUAGGCCAGAGGCUGAGGAUGGCAAAGCGCAGGAGGAAGGGCUGGUCAGACGAGAAGCAGAGGCCGACGAGGAGGCUGACAGGGCCGAGUCAAGCUUUGUCUGCAUCGGAAAGCUCGAGGACGAGGCUGAGAGGGCUAAGGGAGCUAAGGAGGAUGACAGCCAGAGGCAAGGAGACCCACAAGCUUGCAAGGAGUACGCUCACGACAAGGCUGACGACGGAAGCGAGGCACCUGGGGGGGUCGGCGAGUCUGAGGCUAGGCCAGAGGCUGAGGAUGGCAAGCGCAGGAGGAAAGGGCUGGUCAGACGAGAAGCAGAGGCCGACGAGGAGGCUGACAGGGCCGAGUCAAGCUUUGUCUGCAUCGGAAAGCUCGAGGACGGGGCUGAGAGGGCUAAGGGAGCUAAGGAGGAUGACAGCCAGAGGCAAGGAGACCCACAAGCUUGCAAGGAGUACGCUCACGACAAGGCUGACGACGGAAGCGAGGCACCUGGGGGGGUCGGCGAGUCUGAGGCUAGGCCAGAGGCUGAGGAUGGCAAAGCGCAGGAGGAAGGGCUGGUCAGACGAGAAGCAGAGGCCGACGAGGAGGCUGACAGGGCCGAGUCAAGCUUUGUCUGCAUCGGAAAGCUCGAGGACGAGGCUGAGAGGGCUAAGGGAGCUAAGGAGGAUGACAGCCAGAGGCAAGGAGACCCACAAGCUUGCAAGGAGUACGCUCACGACAAGGCUGACGACGGAAGCGAGGCACCUGGGGGGGUCGGCGAGUCUGAGGCUAGGCCAGAGGCUGAGGAUGGCAAAGCGCAGGAGGAAGGGCUGGUCAGACGAGAAGCAGAGGCCGACGAGGAGGCUGACAGGGCCGAGUCAAGCUUUGUCUGCAUCGGAAAGCUCGAGGACGGGGCUGAGAGGGCUAAGGGAGCUAAGGAGGAUGACAGCCAGAGGCAAGGAGACCCACAAGCUUGCAAGGAGUACGCUCACGACAAGGCUGACGACGGAAGCGAGGCACCUGGGGGAAUCGAAUUUGCAGAAGCUCAGUGUAAGACUUUUAGCUACAGUGGUGACGUGACGGGCUUGUUGUUUGGUGAAGAGGCUUGGUCUGAGAUCGAUUCAGAGGCUGAGGAUUGCAAAGCUCAGGAGGAAGGGCUGGUCAGUAGGGAAGCAGAGGCUGGGGAUGAAUUUGAAGUUGCAGCUGUAGAUUGUUUCCAGCACCUGGCUGACCCUGAAUCACAAUCUCAGUCUAGUGCCGUUUUCGUUCUUGGAUCGGAGAUAGAGGAUGGAAACAAUCAGGGAGGAAAUGACCAGGAGAAGGUUCAAUCGGAGGACAGGGUCAAUUUGCAUAUUGCAGCAGAUAGAGGGCAUGAGUCUUUUAGAGCGAUCGCUGCAGAUUCCAUGGAGGGGAGCAUUGUAAAGGAUGGACUAUCUCAUCUCGAGAAAGUGUUUCAAAAGUCUGAUGCACUCGUCAGGCAUGCAUCUGAAGAUGAGUGUCCUCAAACUCCAUUCGAUAGUGGCCAAGACAGUGCAAGCAGCAAUUUGUCUCAGUCCAGCGAUUCGUCCUACAGUUGUGAUAGCGACUCUUGUCGUUUCUUUACUGAAUUUCUUUCGGGGGAUGCUGUUUAUCGGGACGAGUCGGAUUCGGAAUAUGUACCCGACUCUAUCAGCAUUUCAUCGGAAAGCAUUCAGGAAAGUGACGGAGAGGAUCCACUCCACUGCCUGCUGCCUCCAUUGCACCCUGAUCUGAUCGAUGGGGCAUUGAGUUUGGUAGAAGGCCCUGUGGACGACUCUGAAGAACUAUUAGAAGAAAUGCGACAAAACCCUAGCAUCGUUGCUCAGAGGAGAGAGUUUUUGAUGCCUUCGCAAGAGACUGGAAGAAGCACAAGAUUGAUACAGCAAACUAAACAGGACUGUUUUGCGAUGCAGGAAGCAAUGUCGAAGGAGCCAAGGAGCAGGGCGGCGAUGGCGGAGGGGGAGGUGGCAAAGCUGAUGGAGAGAUGUAGAUCUCUACAGAACCAGCUUGAGUGGGAGAUGUCAAAUACGAGCCAGCUGAAGAGAGAACUCUCGUUUGUGAACUCAAAAUUGAGCGAGAAAGACAAGGUGAUAGAUGGACUGGAUAGAUCGAUAAGGGGCCUCAGUAUGCAACUCGAGAGUUCAAACAAAUCUCUCGAUGAUUGCGCAAGGUUGAACGAGGAUUACAUGCAGCAGCUCCACAAGCUGUCCUAUGAGAAGUCUCUCCUGCAGAGUAAACUGAUGACUCUGGAAGAAGAGCUAGAGAUCAGGAAGAAAGAAUCUCACAAGCUCAUGGAGAUGGAGCUGGAGCACGAUAAGAUCUUGACGAUGAACUCGAUACUGCUGAUGCAGAAAGAGCAACUCAGCCAUGAGCUCGUCAAUCAUCAAAGCGUUCAGAAUGCUCAGAGAGAAGCUUCUUCCACGUCAAAUUUGCCUUCAGCCAAGGCUUCCAGUUCAAAGCAGCAAGAAGGAAGGAGAGUCCUUCUGCUGGAUGUCGAGGAGGCCUUGCAUGAGACGGCAGAUGUGAGCAGUGAGGGCUCUGCAGCUCAACCGGGCAGCAUGUUGCCGGAGCAACUUUCACGGCUGGACCAGACUGUCUCCCUCUGUGAGCAUCGGCUGGUUGACCUCCAGUACCACAUCGAGCACAUCCUCGCCACGGACCGGAACCUGCGGAAAGAAAACACACGAUUGCUCAAGGAGGAUGUAAAACUCCCCUCUCUGUCCCGGCAGAGCGUCACUCAGAUGCAGCUGGAUGAGCGAGGCCGCGACAUAUCGCCGACGUUACAACAUCAGCUGGAGGAGGAGAGGUUGAGACACCAGAGGGAGGUCGAAGAGCUGAUGAAGAACAUUGAGACUCUAAAGUCGAGCAACCACAAACUGGAUCAGAUGGUGUUGAAUGCAGAUCAGAACCUGACCAACUACAAAGAAAAGAUCUCCCAGCUAACAAGCACGAAUGCGGAAUAUCAGUCGGUGAUCAGGCGUCUCGAGCUCGAUUUGGAGAUUGAGAAGAAGCAAUCUAACGGCAACCUGCACGUCAUCGAACAAGACCUCAACAACCUCAAGCAUGACUUUGCGCUGAGAACCCUCGAAAGAGACAAGUUGACAAGUCAAAACAAAGAGCUUGAGCUCCAAAUAUCAUCGAGGAACCAGGUCAUCGACAAGCUGAAGGCUGAUCUUGAAAGAACUUCGAAUGACAUGGAGAGGUUGAAAGCAGGUUUCCAAGAAGCGUCAAAGUCCCUUCAGUUCGCUGCCACCCUCCACAGCAACCAGAUAGAAAAAGUUGCCUCAGCAAAAACACAGAUCGCCCGGGAGGCUCAGACUUUAUACAACCGCUUGUACAAGAUGGAGAAUGAGCGGAAGGCGAUGCUCAAGUACAUGAACAGCAAGACUUCAGCUGAGAAGGAAGCUUUCAACAAGCAGAUCCUCGAGCUCAAGAACCGACACGAGCAUCACGUCACGAACCUUCAGAACGCCCUCGCACAAGCUCAGGCCAGGGAGGAGCUGCUGGAGAGGAAGAUCGAAGACCUCGAGCAGAGCGUUGCUCAAGAGAACCUGAGGGUCAUCACAGCAGAGCUCAAGGGCCUCAAGAACGAGAUUCAGAGGAUCGCGAGUCGCAACCGAGGGAUGCUUACGAGGAUAGAGAAGGAGGAGAAGAUCAAGGGGGACCAGCGCGUCCUCAUCUCCGCCAUGCUGAGAGAGCUCAUCGACGUCCAGAUUGAGUUCGGCGACGUCCUGAGUGACAUCAUCACCAUGUUCGAGACCACCACCCUGAGGGAGAUGGAGAACACUGUGCUAGAGGAGGGGAUGCUCACUCACUCGAGAGAGCUGGAGGACCUUGCGAAGCAGUACAGCCAGAUGCUCCACGAGGCUGAGAGUGAGAUCAGCGAGCGCGAGCACAGCGCAACGAACCAGCGACUGCACGAGAUCCUCAUGCAGUUGCAGAGCCAAGACCAGGAGAGUCUUGGGCAACGAUCUUGA